CAGCAUUCAUGAAUUUAAAAUGUUUCCUUUUUAUAACUUGGAUUGGGUGCGUAGUGAGAUCUGGACAAGCUGAAUUCCCAAACUAUCUAUCAUGGAUGCGAAGUCCAUCUCCUCUGAAUGUUUAUUCUAAAAUAUUCCAAAGUUUUAGUCCCCGGAACACAAAAAAAUCCCUGUCCGAAGCUGGAGCUAACUGGGGAAAACGAGAGAAAAUUUAUUUGGGUUGGUUAGGUGGCUACUGGAGCUUUUAUAACCGAAGUGAUCCCCUGAGAGGAUGGGGGAAUGAUAUUCUGAUGGGGAAAAGAUCUGAAAAUUCUCCAUCACUUGAGAACGAUGUCACAAAUCUGGCCGAAGAUGGGGUUGAGCAUGUUUCAGAAUACAGUGGACCAGGAAACCAAGAUUUCUCUACUUUCCUCACAGGGAAAUGGUGGGACAGGGCUGAUAGAUUUGUGAAAAGAGGAGGAAAAAGUACAGAGGUUAGAACAUCUGGUCGAAUGAAUGCUGACAGAAUCAAUGCCGAGUGUAUGCGACUAAUGAUGGUGGGUGAAGCCCUCUGUCGACAACUUGGCCAGGUCGGCAAUAAUGUCGGCGGUGCUUCGGAAUUUUGUAAUUCUGGAUUGUACAAAGUCUGCAAUCCUCAAGAGAAGAAAAAGAACGGAAUCGGACAGUCUCCGAAUAAAUUCAGUAAAAUAUUUGUGAGAAUCUAGAAGAACUUGAAAGAAAAGCUGGGAGUUUAACAGUACAUUUAGAUUAUCUAUAGUGUACUGCAUAUUGACUGAGGAGGAGAUUAUGCAGUACAUAUAUUUGUGGCUAGUUUAAUAAUCAAUAAAUGUGAGCAUUCUAUAA
This is a messenger RNA of Eurytemora carolleeae, 843 nucleotides long. RefSeq lists its product as uncharacterized. Lineage: Eukaryota; Metazoa; Arthropoda; Copepoda; Calanoida; Temoridae. The record is from RefSeq and is a predicted model, not a curated record. The transcript is spliced from 13 exons. The coding region runs from base 9 to 704 and encodes 231 amino acids.